UAACCAAGCAUUAAGCCAAAACAAGGAAAUAACCGUGUAAAUCCAAGAGUAGGGGUGAGCAAAAAUUGGUCCGGAUUGGAAAAAUGGACCGGUCUAGACCUAUCGACCCAGACCGGAUCGGACCGAAGGCAAUUAGUCCGGUCUCCGGGUCGAGAAAUAUCAAGUUCCUAAAACCAAAAAAAAAAAAGAAAAAAAAAAGGAGAAAAAAAAGUACUGUAGAAAACUUACAUGGCACUAUUUCCCUCUAACCGCCAAUUUGACUCCCUUUGACAAAUAAAACAAACAGCAAAAAAGGCGCACAAAUAAAAUCACUCAGUCUUCGUCUUCCUCCUUUUAUGGUUAAUUGGUUAUCAAAUCUUUUGUUUAAAUUCUUUGUUUUUUGCGUAGAUUUUCUUCAAAUUUCCACCAUGAGUGACAUCUUCACAGCAGUUUUCACUGGAGACCUUAAACUCAUCAAAGAAAUGGCAACAAAAUUUAAUAAUAAGUUUGGAGAACAGAAGGCGAAAGAAAUCUUGGGAGCAAAAGACUCGAAGGGGCGUACAAUUCUACACAUUGCUGCUUCCGAGGGUCGAACUCUAAUCUGCAAAUACCUAGUUGGUACUAUCAAAUUUGAUGUUAAUAGAACAGAUUUAAUGGGUUACACUCCUCUGCAUCAUGCGGUUGUGGAAGGGCAUUUCAUGACUUCUUCUUUUCUACUGGAUCAUGGUGCAGAUCCUAAUGUGACGAGCAACGCGGGAUUAACUCCAUUGCACUAUGCUGCUAAAAUAGGAAAAAAAGACUUGGUGAAAUUGUUAAUAACAAAAGGUGCUGAAGUUGAUGCGCCAUCAUCGUCUGCUAAAGGCACGCCAUUGCGAUUUGCCACUGCAUAUAGCAUGAAAGAGGCUGUUAAGAUUUUGCUUGAGCAUAAAGCUAAUCCAAAUUAUGCUACUCAUCCCGUAUUGAACCCGUUGAUGGUUGCCGUCCUAGAGAAAUCCGUUGAUUGCGUAAGGCUACUGCUGAAGCAUGGUGCUGACCCGAAUCUUGGUUUUCAUGGAGAAAGACCUUUGAUUGCUGCUGUACAAGAAGGCCUUAUAGAGAUUAUGAAAUGCUUGCUUAAAGCUGGAGCUAAUCCUAAUGCUACUAAUUUUUGUGAUCUUACACCAAUUGAAAUUGCGGCUGUGGAAGGUAAUCUUGAAAUUGUAAACAUCCUCUUUGAUUUUACUGCUCCUAUUCCUCAUAUUCCGACUUGGAGCAUUCCUGGAAUACACGAGUAUAUCAACUCUCGGGAAGUAAAAAAUCAGCGCGAACUCAAAGCUGAAACAAGAUUCUUAGAAGCAAAUGAAAAUGCAGCACAAUCCGUCAGAGAAAAUGAUUACAUGACUGCAGUUUACUGGUAUACAGAGGCUGUCAGGAUAAAGCCAACAGAUGGGAUAAUGUUCUCGAACAGGAGCUUUUGCUUUAUCCGCUUGAACCAGGGCAAUCUUGCACUCUCUGAUGCAAAAAUUUGUAUUAGACUGAGACAAAAUUGGGCUAAGGGAUAUUACCGGGCCGGAGCAGCCUAUAUGAUGCUGCAGGACUAUCAAAAUGCAGUAGCAGCAUUUGGGUAUGCGUGUACGUAUGAACCUCUCAAUACGGAGCUCCGAGAUGCUUACAUUGAGGCGUUGGCGGAGUUAAAAGCACCACGGAACAGAUGAUUUCAGCUGGCUCUUUGUUGACUGAUUGUGUUCAUUGCAAUAUGUAGUUUUGGUGACAGGAAUUGAAAAGAACUUGGCACAACAUUUUUAUCUUGGUGAUUGAUGUAGAAAUGUAUAAGGAAUUACAAAUAGUAUGGCGGGAGUAGUUGUGUAGUUGUAUAUUUUGUUUCCAAACGCGGAUUUUGGAAUUGAAUUCCUUCUUUUAAGAUUUCAAAUUCGGUCUGGAAUUGAAAUGAAUUCCAUGUUUAAGCUUGUUGUUUGAUUGUAGCUACUGUUUUAAAUGUCUACUGCUAAUUUGCUAUGCAUCAGUCUUCCUGUAGUACAGGACUGCAGGUGGUGUUAUUGUUAA
This is a messenger RNA of Spinacia oleracea (spinach), 2022 nucleotides long. RefSeq lists its product as uncharacterized. The transcript is spliced from 11 exons. NCBI's taxonomy places the organism in Eukaryota, Viridiplantae, Streptophyta, Magnoliopsida, Caryophyllales, Amaranthaceae. The coding region runs from base 336 to 1673 and encodes 445 amino acids. Gene Ontology annotation, molecular function: protein binding. The record is from RefSeq and is a predicted model, not a curated record.